Molecule: messenger RNA, 1402 nt
Organism: Exaiptasia diaphana
Lineage: Eukaryota; Metazoa; Cnidaria; Anthozoa; Actiniaria; Aiptasiidae
Exons: 1
Coding region: 141-1031 (296 amino acids)
Source: RefSeq, a predicted model, not a curated record
GUGGAAACCCAACAAAGCGAAGCGGCUUCGGUCACGACAGCUCCAAGUAAAUGAAAGUAGUCGUUCAACUAACUGAAAAUAGCAGGCAGUUUCYUUUUUUAUAGSCUAGAAACACAACGAAACUCAACGGAUAUACAAUCAUGCUUUGGAUUUACAUCAUGGGAGCGUUUCUCAACGUAUUGCCUUUGUGUAUUUAUUGUCGGAAAAACAACUGGCAAAAAYUAUGUAACAUUAAGUAUUUUAUUGUUACACAAGCCUUGUUUUCUCUCGUCGUUAUUGCAUUUUAUUUAGCUAUUGAAUUUGUUGAUUUUUUACCUAAAAGUUACUGUUUUGUACUUCCCACGAUCUUGAUGUUCAACUUGUCAUUAUCCUGGUUUAACCUCGCUGUUUUGGUGAUMGUACUGUAUGCUCAAGUGACAUCCACAUGGAGUCUUCGCUUCACGACGGCCUUACUGAUAAUUCUUACAGAAUUAGCCGUGUGUGUAUCAGUAGAAUUUCCAAUUUUAUACUCUGCAACAAAGGGAUCGCCUAUAUUCUUUUACGACCGUACUGUUUGUCCAAGUUGUUGUCCUCAAACGACCAAGGAACAAGUGCCAUUGGAUAUGAAGAUUAAUGUUUUCUCAUAUAGCUUCUGGUACAUCUUCAUACAUUUCGGAAUCGUUGGUACCCUMAUCAUCAACCGAUAUAUCGCAAUAUCGAUGCAUUUAUGUUUUAAAGAAGCAGACRACGAGCAAAAACCACGWCAAAGUUGCUACAUUAUUAUACAGCAUGUGUUUAAUGGUCUGUGCAUCAUUCUUGUCAGUAUCUUCUUCAUGCUAUUGUCAACUCGCUUAGAGAACAACGAAAARAAUUUGAAGUUGUUAAACUCGAUUUUACACUCAAUGAGAUCGGUUUCCAUCGCACUCUUCUGCAUUCCCUCUCACUACCUGUUUUUUAAAAUGGCUAUUGCUGAACGACCCCUCUACGUUCUCGAUCUGGAUGAGAAGAAAGGAKUGUCAACCAACAAAGAUGACGACAUGAUAAUCGCCUAAACCUACCACUGCCUCGAGCAUUCACUCGAUAAAAAGUGGUUGAGCAAAUAGCCUGGCAUUUCAAACCAAGCACUGUACAAAACAAGUUGCAGAAUACGACUUUUAACUUGAAAAAUAGACUAAAAAAGACACUAAUUGAGUUAUUUACAACUGAGAAUAGCGGUUCUAACUAAACAUAGUAAACACUUGAAUUAUCAUUGAUUAGUAUUAUUUAGCAGUUCUUAUACUGCUCUGUAAUUAUAAUGAAAAAAACUUUUAUAUUAAAGUGCAAAUAUAUGUUAUAUAAAUCUAUAGUAAAAUUAAGGUGCAAUUAAGAACGAUCGAAUGCUCGGCCGAUAUAGUUCCUGGAUCUCCAAAAAAAAAAAUGUGGA